GAAGGAAGCCGGUGCGAAAACGCGUUGGAACUUGGGCACCGCGGCAGCCCGUAGCCGGCUUUCCCAACAUGGCGGUUCCCCAAGACGUCCACGUCAGGAUCUGUAACCAAGAGAUUGUUAAAUUCGAUCUGGAGGUGAAGGCGCUUAUCCAGGAUAUUGGAGAUUGUUCAGGACCAUUAAGUGCACUUACCGAACUGAAUACUAAAGUGAAAGAGAAGUUUCAACAGUUGCGGCACAGAAUACAGGAGCUUGAGCAGUCGGCUAAAGAGCAAGACAAAGAAUCGGAGAAGCAAGUUCUGCUCCAGGAAGUGGAGAAUCACAAAAAGCAGAUGCUCAGCAAUCAGACCUCAUGGAGGAAGGCAAAUCUCACUUGCAAAAUUGCUAUCGACAACCUAGAGAAAGCAGAACUUCUCCAGGGAGGAGACCUCUUCAGGCAAAGGAAAACCGCCAAAGAGAGCCUGGCCCAGACGUCCAGUGCCAUCACAGAGAGCCUCAUGGGGAUCAGCAGGAUGAUGUCCCAGCAGGUCCAGCAGAGCGAGGAAGCCAUGCAGACGCUGGUUAAUUCUUCACGGACUAUCCUGGAUGCAAAUGAAGAAUUCAAGUCCAUGUCGGGGACCAUCCAGUUGGGACGGAAGCUCAUCACAAAAUAUAAUCGCCGAGAGCUGACUGACAAGCUUCUCAUUUUCCUUGCGCUCGCCCUCUUUCUUGCUACGGUUCUCUAUAUUGUGAAAAAGCGGCUCUUUCCAUUUUUGUAAGACCUGAGAGCUGCCAGCUUUUGCCCUUUGAGUUCCAAUGUCAGGAUCCAGCCACGCUCCUGAGCUCUGGCCCCGGCCGCCAGACUGAUCCACGCCCCCCAGUCUGCUCCAGUCGCUCAGCAGGUGGGAUGGAGACACAGCCCCGCCUUCUGGAGCUUCUGCAGGUGGCUGGCGUGUAAGGGGCGAAUAGAGCAAGGGGAGGGAGGCCUGUCAUCGGGACACCUGCAGAGACACAGGGACUCCAAGAGCUGUCGCACACUGUGGUGGCUGCCACUUGGGGCACUCAGGCCGGCCUCCAGGAUUUGAUGUCCCUCUUGGGUACCCCUCCCCCGCUGCAGCCUUAAUGCCAGAUCUGGAGGAGGGAAGAGAAAAGGGAGAAAGAGGAGGAUGGAAACUCACGUCCAUUCCUUGAAUAAAGUUGACUAAAUUA
Messenger RNA from Balaenoptera ricei (Rice's whale), 1185 nucleotides. It is a transcript of the gene BNIP1, whose product is annotated as BCL2 interacting protein 1. Bases 69 to 755 code for a protein of 228 amino acids. NCBI's taxonomy places the organism in Eukaryota, Metazoa, Chordata, Mammalia, Artiodactyla, Balaenopteridae. The transcript is spliced from 6 exons. The record is from RefSeq and is a predicted model, not a curated record. Gene Ontology annotation, molecular function: SNAP receptor activity. Gene Ontology annotation, biological process: retrograde vesicle-mediated transport, Golgi to endoplasmic reticulum. Gene Ontology annotation, cellular component: endoplasmic reticulum; SNARE complex.